AGUAAACGCGCGUGUGUGUGACUGUCUGUAGCUCGGGUUGUACCACUGGGUAAUGCAGGAGCGGGUGUUUGGGGCCCUCAGAUGCUGAGCAGAGUCUGGACACUAAGCAGGCGCCUCUCCACCAUGAGGCUUCAAUCUGAUGAGUUUAACGCUUUGUUUACCGACGGGUUAAAGAAACUGACAAAUAUAUUCGCUAAAGACCGCUAUGAGCUCCGUAUAGCAGGAGGUGCUGUAAGAGAUUUGCUCUCUGGAAAACAACCGCACGAUGUGGAUUUUGCCACAACAGCAACUCCAGACCAGAUGAAGGACAUGUUUAUCAAGGAAGGAGUCCGGAUGAUCAAUAAUAAAGGCGAGAAGCACGGCACAGUGACUGCCAGGAUUAAUGAGCAGAAUUUUGAGAUCACUACUCUGCGGGUGGAUUUGCACACAGAUGGUCGACACGCUGAAGUGGAAUUCACUACAGACUGGGAGACCGAUGCAGAACGGCGAGACCUGACCAUUAAUUCCAUGUUUUUGGGGUUUGAUGGGACCCUCUAUGAUUAUUUCAAUGGGUAUGAAGAUUUGAAGAAACGUUGUGUUAGGUUUGUGGGGGAUCCAUCACAGCGAAUUCAGGAAGAUUAUCUGAGGAUAUUGCGCUAUCUUAGGUUCUAUGGAAGGAUUUCAGAGCGGACUAGUGCUCAUACAUUGGGCACACUGGAUGCAAUUAGAGAAAAUGCAUCUGGACUGAGGGGCAUCUCUGGAGAACGCAUCUGGGUAGAACUAAAGAAAAUCCUAGAAGGAAAUCACGUCAAACAUCUGAUCCAGAUUAUCUAUGAGCUAGGAGUGGCACCGCAUGUAGGUUUACCCGAAGAUGGAAACCUGGAGGAAUUUGCCAGAGUCUGUGAACACAGUCACCGAAUGUCUCCAAAACCGAUGACUCUCCUGACUGCUUUGUUGUCUAACAUGGAUCAUGUGCAAAAACUGGACCUAAGGCUAAAGAUAUCCAAGGAGGAGAAAAAUUUGGCCUUGUUUUUGCUACAACAACGCAAAGAGUUGACAGCUGAACGAACAGAUGAAGCACCCCUCAAGCCUUUUAAGGAUUAUGUGGUUGAUUCACGUGAGCCAGAUGCACACAGGAAGAUAUGCGAGCUCCUAAAGUACCAGGGCGAGGAGCAGUUUUUUCGAGAGAUGGAGGCCUGGACGUUACCCCGCUUUCCAGUCAGCGGCCAUGAUUUGCGGCGUAUGGGUAUCUCGUCUGGCAAAGAUAUUGGUCGAAUUCUUCAGGAAUUGCGGGAACACUGGAAGGAAAGCGGUUAUCAAGCUAGCAAAGAAGAGCUUCUGAACAGAGUUGGGCAUGAGUGAAUCUCCAACAUUAAGAGACAAUGUAGGAAUUUGUUCUUGUCACGGAGAAGCCAAUCUAGUGUCUGAGAAGAACAACUAAGGAGCUGCCGCAUGGCUACAGCACUGGGAUGCUUGCUAGGGAGUGAGGUUUAUGAUUUGAUUUAAAAAUGAUGGAAUGCGCAGGCAUGGACAGAACCUCCUAGUGCCUCCCAAGAGUUUGGCAUUUCUAAGUUCAACCAAAAAUGUUGGAGAUGGGUACAGCAGUCACUUGGAGAGAAAUGAAUAAAGACAGAGAGGCGCUUAUUACUUCA
This is a messenger RNA of Xenopus laevis (African clawed frog), 1631 nucleotides long. It is a transcript of the gene trnt1.L, whose product is annotated as tRNA nucleotidyl transferase, CCA-adding, 1 L homeolog. The record is from RefSeq and is marked provisional. Gene Ontology annotation, cellular component: mitochondrion. Lineage: Eukaryota; Metazoa; Chordata; Amphibia; Anura; Pipidae. Gene Ontology annotation, biological process: tRNA processing; mitochondrial tRNA 3'-end processing; tRNA 3'-terminal CCA addition. Gene Ontology annotation, molecular function: RNA binding; tRNA binding; nucleotidyltransferase activity.